UGGUCGGAUGGGGCGGUCGGGGGGCGGCGGCGGGGCCGGGCCCUGACGGGAGCUCCGCCGGGCGGCGAUGCGGGCCCCGCCGUGACCCGCCCGAGGGGCUGCGGCAGCCCGGCCCCGUGGUGGAUGGAGGCGCCGUCCGGGGGGCCCUGAGGGGCGGCGGCGGCCCGGGCCGAGGGACCAGCGCCUCCCGCCCAGCGGCUUCGCAGGUCGGAAACCCCGCAGGGCAGCGCCCCGCUAGGCCCGGGGAUCUCCCCCAUUCAGCGGGGACCGGGCCCCCCUUACUCAGCGGGGCUCGCGGGCCCCUCCCUCUCCCCGUCCCCCUUUAACGGGGUUCGGGCCCUCCCUCCUUCAACUGGGCUCGGGGUCCCAGUCUCCCUUUAAUAGGACUUGGGGUCCUCCCUAUCCCCCUUUAGCAGGGCUCCUGCCCCCUCCCCCCCCGGCUUUAACUAGGCUCGGGGUCCCCCCCCGUCCCUUUUCAGCGGGGUUGCCCCCCCCCCCCCUAUACCAGCACCCGGGGCUGUGUAUCGCCCUUUCUUCGGGCUCGGGUCCCCCCCCUUUCAGCGGGUUCGGUUCCGCCCGGCGGCGCCGCCCGGGCUGCAGGAGGAGCCGGGGCUCGGGACCCUCGGCUCAGCAUCGCCCGCCUGAGCCCGGCGGCUGCCGCCCCCCUGAGCGAUGAAGAAGUUCUUCGACUCGCGGCGGGAGCAGGGCGGCUCCGGCCCCGGCUCGGGCCCCAGCGGCGGCAGCGGCGGCGGCGGCAGCGCGGGCAGCGGCUACGUCGGGAGGGUGUUCGGGGUCGGCCGUUUCCAGGUGACGGUGGAGGAGGUGCUGGCAGAAGGUGGAUUUGCGAUAGUGUUUCUUGUAAGGACUAACAAUGGGAUGAAGUGUGCCCUGAAGCGGAUGUACGUCAAUAACGAGUACGACUUGCAAGUCUGCAAAAGAGAAAUCCAAAUCAUGCGGGAUCUAUCUGGCCACAAGAACAUUGUUGGAUACAUCGAUUCCAGUAUAAACUCCGUGAGCAGCGGUGACGUGUGGGAAGUGCUGAUACUGAUGGACUUCUGCCGAGGAGGGCAAGUGGUGAACCUCAUGAACCAGCGCCUGCAGACAGGGUUCACUGAGAACGAGGUCCUGCAGAUCUUCUGCGACACCUGCGAAGCCGUAGCCAGGUUGCAUCAGUGCAAAACACCAAUAAUCCACAGGGAUCUGAAGGUUGAAAACAUCCUGCUGCACGAUCGUGGCCACUAUGUCCUGUGUGACUUUGGAAGUGCUACUAACAAAUUCCAGAACCCUCAAACAGAAGGGGUGAAUGCUGUGGAGGAGGAGAUCAAAAAGUACACUACGUUAUCCUAUAGAGCACCAGAAAUGGUCAACCUGUACAGCGGCAAACUUAUUACUACAAAAGCAGACAUAUGGGCCUUGGGCUGUUUGCUGUACAAGCUGUGUUACUUCACCUUGCCGUUUGGGGAGAGCCAGGUGGCGAUCUGCGAUGGCAACUUCACCAUUCCAGACAAUUCUCGGCACUCACAAGACAUGCACUGCCUCAUCCGGUAUAUGCUUGAGCCAGACCCUGAUAAGAGACCUGACAUUUAUCAGGUCUCCUACUUUGCAUUCAAACUGGCCAAGAAGGAAUGUCCCAUCCAGAACGUCCAGAACUCUCCAAUCCCCGCUAAACUCCCAGACCCGGUUAAAGCAAGUGAAGCUGCUGCAAAGAAGAGUCAACCAAAGGCCAGGCUGACGGAUCCCAUCCCUACGACAGAAACUUCCAUAGCACCCCGCCAGAGACCUAAAGCAGGACAGACACAACCCAACCCCGGAAUUUUACCCAUUCAGCCAGCCCUGACGCCUAGGAAGAGGCCCACGGCUCAGGCAGCCGUGCAGCCACAAGUUGCAGGCCCUGCUGCCCUGGGCAGUGCUCAGCCUUCGCUCCCUGCAGGCGUCCCCCAGCAAAAAGCAACACCUCAACAGGCCGCAGCACAGCCCCAAGCCAAGCAGGCACCGGCCCCGCAGCAGGCCUCGCCGGCGCAGCCCCAGGUCCCCUCCACACAGCCUCAAGCCACACCUCAGCAUCAACAGCAGCUUUUCUUGAAGCAGCAGCUUCUGCAGCAGCAGCAGCAGCAGCAGCAGCAGGCAGCGUAUUACCAGCAGCAGCAGCUGAUGCAAGCUCAGCAGUUCCCAGUGAUGCAGCAAGGAGCGCCGGCGCAGCAGCAGCAGCUGAUGCAGAACUAUUACCAGCAGCAACAGCAACAGCAGCAGCAGAUGAUGGCCCAGCAGGCAGCGAUGCAGCAGAAGACAGCGGCAGCAGCAGCGGUUCAGCAAAAGCAACAAACCCCAGCACCACAGCAGCCCCAGGCCCAGCCAAGUGCAGCCCAGCCGGUGCAGCCGCAGGAACAAGUGAUGCAGGCACAAAUGAGGCAACAGCAAAAACCUCAAACCACACCCCCCACAGCAGUGCAAGGGCAGAAGCUGGGCUCUCUUACCCCUCCGUCCUCCCCCAAGACGCAGCGUGCAGGACACAGGAGGAUCCUGAGCGACGUGACCCACAGUGCGGUUUUUGGGGUUCCAGCCAGCAAGUCCACCCAGCUCCUGCAGGCGGCGGCCGCCGAAGCCAGUCUCAACAAGUCCAAAUCUGCUUCCACCACCCCCUCGGGUUCCCCAAGGACCUCCCAGCAGAAUGUCUAUAACCCACCUGAUGUCUCCACGUGGAAUCCGUUUGAUGAUGAUAACUUCUCCAAACUCACCGCUGAGGAGCUGCUGAACAAGGACUUUGCGAAGCUCGGGGACGGGAAAGCUCCGGAAAAGAUGGGCAGUUCCACAGAGAACUUGAUUCCAGGUUUCCAGCCAGCUUCAUCUGCAACACAGGCAGAUGCAUUUGGUGGCUCAUCCUUCCCUGCUGGAUCAGCUGAAAAAACGAAAGACAUUCUGAGUUUGGACACUAGCCCUCCUCUUCUGAAUGUGCCUGAUCCUUUCAUUCCUCUCCCAUUAUCCGACACACCAGAACUGAGGAACCCUAGGUCUGCUCCCAGAGCCGCUCUCUGCAACAGCUUUGGGCACAAACACUGGAUUCUGCUCCCCAAGUUAUUGUCCAGGGCCACGGUGAUGCUGACCUUUGCAGUUCUGCCUCGGUGCCUCCCCUCCGAAAGCGCUGGACGGGGUCUGCAGAGGGAUCCAGCCCUGUUCCCAGCUGUAGCCCUUGAGCUCUGUAAAGGACCUUCUGGCAGUGAUGGACUUGCUUUGUACAAAGGUCAGUCUGAGAUACCGGAGGUGAAAACACAGCGCAACUCCGAGUCAGACUACUUAACGAGAGACGGUCCUUCAAGCAACAGCUCCUUCUACAGCAGCGAAGGCGAGGGGACAGACCACGAAGGAGAUAUUCUGGACUGCAGUGGCUCCAGGCCUUUACUGAUGGAUUCAGAAGAGGAGGAGGAAGCCGGCAAGUCCUGCGCCGGGUUCCUGCAAUCUGUGCCCAGGGAAAGACACGAGGCCUCCAAAGAAGAUCCCCACUCCCAGUCUUCCCAGACCAGAGCAGGAGAGACGCUGUUCCCUGCUUUCCAGUCGCACACCGGGGAGGUUUUUAACGAACCGGAUGUUUUUGCCACAGCUCCUUUCCGAAGCUCGAGAAAAGUGCCUGAUGAGGUGGAUGUCUUUACCAAAGCUCCUUUUAUCUCCAAGGGCCAUGUGGCUCUUAGGCAUCCCGAAGAAGCAGAUGUAUUCCUGAGAGCCCCUUUCACUAAGAAGAAAAGCAUGGAAGAGUUGACUUCCCAUAGUACAUCUAAGGAACCGUUCAGACCACCCGUUUUCCAAAGUCAAGGAAGCGGUGUCCAACAUGGAGCUAACCCAGUGUUCCCAAGUCUGGAUUUGGCCUCGGUGAGAUCUCCGUAUCCCUCUGCCAGGUUUACUCAGCCAAGCAACCUUCAUCCCUCAUCUGUAAGGGCCGGGGAGACCCAAGAGAACGUCCCCUCUAAAGGCGUGCUGCCAGAGCAGGGUGGCGCACCCAGUGAGAGGAACCAAGGAGGCCAUGUGCCGCCCCAGGAAGCUGUGCUGGGCUCCGUGGUUAACAAGCCUUUCCGUCCGCAAUCCUUGUCGAAAUAUUCCCGUCACUACAGCCCAGAAGACGGGCAGGGCCUUGAAGCCAAGCCCAUAGCUGCUUACAAAGUGGUUUCUCAGACCAACAGACAGGCGAUAGCAGGAUCAGUCUCUGUUGCCCUUCUGUCUUCCAGGACUACAGAGAUGCCCGGCGGGGAUCCAUUUGCUUCUGCACCCUUUCCUUCCAAAGCAGGAAAGCAAAAGCCUUAAUCUGCUGUGAGCUGGGAGGUGUGCUUCCCGAAGGACCACCUCUCCCAGGACCUUGAACCUCGUAGUUGAAAUGAAUGACGUAGCAAUAUAUAUAUAUUAAAUAAUUAUUAUUUUUUGGCCAGAACUCUAUUUGCAGUGAUACAUAGGGGAACCAUUUUAAGUUAUGUUAGUUUGUCUAAACGGCUGGCUCUCAGGAUCUUCAUAUCCUUUUCAGUUGUUUCUUACCCUCCUCUCACUGUCUUCCCCCCAGUUUAUUUUUUAGAUGCUUUUCCAAACCAGUAAUAGUCCGUAUUUUCUGGUUCUGGCUGGGGAAAUGCAUUAUAAGACAAGUGAAAAUGUUUAUUAAUUACAGAGUAAGUCAAGCAGGACUUGCUAGUGCUCUGGGAAGGAAGUGAUUUCACAGGUUAUAAGGUUAUUGUGGCUUCUUUCCGUGGGGCUUGCGGAAGGGAGCGAGGUUAUCUAUUCCUGCUGCAUGGCAGCGAUGCAGACCUGGCAGCCGUGGCUCCACGCGAGUCUGUCAUGUGUGGCCGUGGGUCACGUGCACACUGAGUGAGAGCCGUGCCAGUGGGGUCCAACCACGUUUGUGCAGCGCUGAGGCGAGCAGCACUCUGGUGUCGGGUGGGCAGCAUUCCUUGGCUUGCUGUGCUGGAGUGCAGAGGAGCUGGGGAAAAGGACUCACAGUGCCGUCAGUCGCUUGUGCAAACUCUGAGAUGCAUGAACUUCAGCAAAGCAAACCUGCCAGGCCGCUCCUGCUGUGGCUCUGUGGACACUGGAGCCAUCGGGCAAAGCCUUCAGGUCAGCAUGCGCAUCCCCUGUCUGGUUUAUGCCAAAGCGUAGGACCCAGAAAUUUGCUUACAGUGUUGUGAAGGAGAGAGACGUGUUUUUACAGUAUUAAAAAUAACACCGUACAGAAAAACUUAUUAUGCAAAUAAGUCAGUAGAUGUCCUGCUCUCCAUACCUCUUACUUAUGAUUCAGCCAUUGGUGCAGUGAAUCCCAGCGUAGUGUUUGGACGAAAAAUCACUGGGCAGAAUCAAAGUAGACUUUUCUCUUUUCAGUGAUAUAAGACAGAGAUAAAGGGAAACCUCCCAUCUUUACUUUGCAAACUGCCUGGCUGUGUAAGUUGUCUCGGGUCUGCUAUUUCUUCCCCACAAAGGCCACUUGUCAGUGUGGACUGGCUUUCAAAAUACUCAGCUGUAGGGACAAUAUCUAGUUGUCAGCUCCUAGCUGGUGAUGAAUCUUUGCAGUACUGUGAUCCUUCCUCCUAGCAGGUGCUGGUGCUCCCAGGAAAAAAUUGUGGUAGUUUUGUUUUUAAGGACUUGGCAUCUAUGGAAAAAAUAUCUCCAUUGACUCCGGUGGCACCUGGCCAAGUCUCUCAGCCUUACAGUGACCAUUUCCCAGGGGCAUCUGGUCACUGUCGUGGGAGCUGGAGCCCUGUGCUGAGGCCAAAGGACACAUUUUGCAUUCGGGGGUCUCCCAGGAGUGACUCCGAGGUCUUUGGGCGUUUGCAGGGGAGCUGCUGGAGCAGCGGGUAGGUUGAUCAGGACCAGUCGAUGUAGAGCAGGUUCCUGUCCAGCUUGCUUUCUGAUGUGUUUGUAGUCGGGGAGAGAGCACUGCGAGUACAGCCACACUGAGAGAGGGCAGGGUCAGCCAUCGCUCCUCCAAACUUGCUGGAGUCACACCCAGGAGAGCUGCUGCAGCCGAAAAUAGAUUGCAGCCUAAUUUUGCAGGGAAAAAGCCUGACUCCACCUCCAGUACAUAGCUUUGUCUGAUGUCCAAAUAAUAAGCAUUAAAUGACUAUCAAAGAGGCACAUGAAGGCUGCUUAAACAGAGCAGAGCAUUGCACAGCCCAGGGCUGACUCGCUGCUGGCUAUUAAGCCCAGCAGUGUAAGGGGAGGAUGGAUGGAAAGACCCUGAGGAGUGGAAGCUGAGUAGCGAAGCACCUGCAAAUAGGAGUUACUGACUGCUCCUGGUUUCCUUUCCCCUCCCAAAUAUCUCCAGUUGCAAGAGAAGAGCCAAUUGUUCUGGACGUGCUCAGCAUGGGGAUGCCUGGAAGGGAGACGGGUGAAGCUCAGACUGAGGUCUUAAAGCCCUGGGGUGGGGAGAGAGAAUACUUGAAAGCAGCGGGGCUGCGUUGGCUUGCACAGCCCAGCAAACACAGCAAACAAGGACUCUCUGAGGCCAGGGUGUGUUGUGUGGGGCUGGAAGCUGCCUGCCCUGCUGCACUCAGGGCUAGCAAUGUUGGUGCACACUGGCAGUUUAGGGCUUUUCCGUCCUCCAUCCCCCCCCUCUUAAAACAGCAGCACUGCAAAGAGAUUGCUGGGUUUCAGCAAAGCUGAGACUGUUGCUUAUCACACUGAGUUUUCUGUUUGAAUAGAUGCAUGAACGUGGUUGGUUUUGUUUUGAAUAUGUGCCCCACUCCCUCAAGUCGGUUGUUGCUGGAUUGGAUCGGUGAGAGAUGCCAAGAAUGGCUGUGAUGGCAAACUGUGAAUUCCAGGGAUACCCAGGAGACUGAGCGCAAGGGCCCAGACUGGUGUCGACACGCAGCCCAUUCAUGGCUGUGCGUGCAGCCAGGAGGCUGAAUUUGACCUCGAGCCAUUAAAUUCCCCGGGGAAGCUGCUGGAAGGGAGGGCGGGCCUUGGUGGUGCCGGGAUGUGUCUGGAACAAGGAAGGUGCUUCACUGCAAAAAGCGGGUACCACGUAUAAAUCAGAUGUGGGUCCAAGGUAGCACCUCUGCUCACUGGGUUGAGGUUUCCUAGGUUUUAUUUGCAAAUUUGCUUUUGGAUGAUUCUGUGAAACUUCUUUCAAUGCCACGUCCAGGUGUCACUUGGCGGCUGCUGGGUUAGUGUUAGCCUGUUCCCCUCCAUGCCUGGAGGAGGGCUUCUUGCCUCUCAGGCUUGUCCGUGUCGGUGAGGCAGAGCUGUGCUGGGCGCAGUUCAGACCUUGCAGCCCGCACUGCCAGCCGAGGGAGAAAAAGAGAAUGCACCAAGGUGCUGCAAGGCAUGGGGGCUUCUUUACAGCCCUGGCCCAGGUCCGGCCAGGCUGAGUUUCCAGCUGGCAUUUUGGCAGCUUUUAUGUUUUUCAAGCACUUUAUGCAAAGAGCAAGCUGACCGUGCCCUAGCAGCUAAUGGUCCUGCCAGCAUACAGCCAGCACUUAGAUGGGUUUCAGUCUUUUUGGGGGUGGAGCUGGCUUGUUUGAAUCUCUGCAUGACCUGUGCAGUAAUGGGACUCUUGGUUACGGUCAGGAAACUAAAUUUCGAUGUCAGUUAGUCCAACAUCUUUCUCAUUUCCAACCCAUAUUCCUCCUAAUCCUGUACUGCCAGUGCUGCAGCUUCAGUGUGACGAAUCGUAAGUGGAAAUUUAAUUUCCAUGGUCUCUGAAGCUCACCUUUUUCAAUGAAUGGGGAAGAAUAAUGUGAAUUGUUUUCUUUGGCACACAAACAGUGAUCUCUAUCAAAUAAGAGCUGUAUGGCCUCAAUGCAGCAUUUUGAAGUCAGUUUUCUGAACAGAACCAUGGGUUCCAUGUCUUUUUAAAGCUGUAGCAAAUUCUGUUAACUGCCCGGGGUCCUCAUGCGCAGCCAGAGGGCUGCAAGGCAUUGCUGCACUCCUGCGACAAUCUUAGAUUUAUGCUGGGAAAGCAACCGGUUCUUACCCAUUGCCGACUUCAGCCUGAAUGCAUUUAAGGUCUCUCUUGAAAGUGAUUAAUCAGAGUUUCUGCAUGCGAAAAAGGAAAGCAGUUGGAGUGGCUUGGCUCUCCAUUCCUCACUGCCAUGAUGUUCGUGCAGCACACGUCCCGGGACCAGCUGCCUGGUGUUAACUUGUGCUUUCUGCUGCCUGCUGCAGUGUUUGUGGGACUCUCUCCUCCCUCCCAGCCAGCGCAGUCCCAGUUGUACGUGGCAGUAAGUUUACAAUCUUUGUCUCUUGAAGCCAGCGCACACAAUCUGUAAUGCACACUAUGCAUGAGGCACCCAGGUGAGAGGAAGCGCUAACAGCAAACCCAUGUAAGCAAUCCCAGCGCAUCUUCCGUGGAGUUCAGCAAGGCUGAGCGAGAUCUGCUCAACUGCUGAACUCUCAAUCACUCCAAAGUGGUAAACGGUUACUUUAACUCAGCUUCCACCAAAGACUUGUGUUGGAGAGUUGUAUGUUUGUGGGUGUUUUGCUUUUUUUCUCAUGGUGUUAAAUCAAGGCCUUUCAGUGCACCGAAAGACUCCAAAGCACUUUUACCGUAGUGUCUUGAGAGUGAAAUCAUGUUCUGAAACACAUUCCUGAAACCUGAUCAGCUGUGUUAGUGUUUCUAAAAAUAAGCCACGGCCUGUAGUUUCUGUUGUAAGUAGGGUGGAUACUGUCACACGGGUUUGGAAAUACUCCGCGGCAAAGUUUGAGGGAUAAUGGUGAUCCAGUGUUCCCCAAUCCCUCCCCUCCAAGCGGAGAAAGAAUUGCUCACAGGGGGAGCGGAGGGCUGCGAUGCAGCUGCUAGUGCAACACUACAUGCCGAGUCCUUGUUUUCGUGUGGAGUGGGAAGCGAGAACUGGAAUGUCCAUAAGUCUCCACUAACUGUGACAAACAAUCUGUGACUCGCGUCCUAAGAGCAGUGUGUGGUUUGCACUGCACUGUUAUCGGGGGAAUUCUCGGUGGUCUUGGAAGUACCUCUGGCUCAUGGCUUGCAUGGAGUCCAGUUUUGCACUCCGGGUGUGAUCAUCUAUGUUUGCGGUCAUCGUUAUGAGGAAAUGUCCGAGCUGUAAACUUAUGUACAUUUUAUUAAAACUGUAUCUGAUUACAACACACCUUCUCUGCUGUGGUUCCUCCUCCCCUCCCCGUGGGGGACUGGCUGCACAGAAUCUGGGUUUUCAUGAGUUCUUCCUGCCACGGUCCCAAGCUCAGUCCCUCGCUGCUAUUUUAUCUGGCAGUUGUGAAGUAAAGCAGAUCCUCCCUGCCGUGAGCAGUCAUGGUAAGCGGGAGGUAUUCCACUUUACUGAAGAGAAACCUUCAUUCCUAGGGUGACGCUACAGCCAAAGACAGGACAGAGGUGUUGAGUCCUCCCUGCAACCCCAGGAGCUGCUGCUGCAAGGCAGGAGGGGCAGACGGAUCCCGUGCCAGAGGACCCGUCUGUGUGAGCGCAAUGGACCAUGCCUGCCUGCUGCUGGGGAAGCACUGGGGUAUCCAAAAUUUGGCACAGCCCAGGGUAAACCUACUUUCUCUGCGCAGAUCUGCAUGAAGUGCAGUGAAUCCAGUGAGGAUUAGCCAAUAUGAACGGCGGAAAGUUUGUUUAAAGAACUUUGUUGGAUUUUUAAACUGUAUUAGCUGAUUAUUCUCUUACAAUCAACUAUGACCAGCGUUAUGUGACUUUCUGGUCCAAAAUCGACAGGACUAUAAUCAUACAAAAGGGGAAAGGCAGCUGCAGCCCAGAUAUGAACAGGAGGCUCUUCAUCUUGCUGAAAUUGCAAAUGUGACACCUUCCUCCUCGUUCCUCAUGCAACAGCCCUGAAUGGCAGUGGCCACCAUCUGCAAAAUCAAGGCCUUCUCCCUGACAUAUCAUAGAAUCAUGGAAUCAUAGAAUGGCUUGAGUUGGAAGGGACCUCAAAGCCCAUCCAGUUCCACUCUCUGCCAUGGCAGGGACACCUCCCACUGGAUCAGGCUCCUCAAACUUCAUCUAACCAGGCCUUGAACACCUCCAAGGAUGGGGCAG
Cuculus canorus (common cuckoo) is the source of this 9973-nucleotide messenger RNA. RefSeq names its product AP2 associated kinase 1 (gene AAK1). The record is from RefSeq and is a predicted model, not a curated record. Bases 673 to 4290 code for a protein of 1205 amino acids. The transcript is spliced from 18 exons. Gene Ontology annotation, biological process: protein phosphorylation. Lineage: Eukaryota; Metazoa; Chordata; Aves; Cuculiformes; Cuculidae. Gene Ontology annotation, molecular function: protein kinase activity; ATP binding.